CAUAAGGAUCUGUACAAGGACGUCAUGAUGGAGAAUCAUCAGUCCCUAACAUCACCGGAUGGAUCCAGUCAGAGAAAUCCACCAGAGAGAUGUCCCAGUCCUCUGUAUUCCCAGGACUGUCCACAGGAAAAGCAGAAUGUCCCACUGGAUCAUCAAGAAAGUUCAGGUGGAACGACGAGUGAGCUCAAAAAACCCGGAUCGGUGUCCGCGAAUGGUAAAAAUGGGAUGAGAGUAUACCAUAAGAAUCUUCAUUUAUCUUCCUAUGAUAAAGCAGAAGAUAGCAAUAUCACACAAGCUUAUUCAAUAACUCCUAAUGUACCCUCAGUCCUUCAUAGCGGAGAUAUAUCCAAUGAUACUGCUGGUCACAAGAAACCUUCAUCUAGUCAAUCACUGACUGGCAAAAGAAGAACUAAACAGAAGUGUGGAAAAAUAUUUUCACAUGGGACACCUUUUAAGAAGAAAUCUAAUCUUUCUUUACAUGAGAGAAAUUGCAGAGAUAAAAAGUCAUUUUCAUGCUCUGAAUGUGGAAAAUCUUUUACCAGGAAAUGUAUUCUAGUUGGACAUCUGAGAACUCACACAGGGGAGAAGCCGUAUUCAUGUUCAGAAUGUGGGAAAUGUUUUAUGUUGAAAUGCUCUAGAAAGAAACAUCAGAGAACUCACACAAGAGCGAAGCCAUUUUCAUGUUCAGAAUGUCAGAAAUGUUUUAGUAAGAAAUCUGGUCUUGUGGCACAUUUAAGAAUUCAUACAGGGGAGAAGCCAUUUUCAUGUUCUGAAUGUGGUAAAUGUUUUAGUCAGAAAUCAAAUCUUGUGAAACAUCUAAAAAUCCACAUAGGGGAGAAGCCAUUUUCAUGUUCAGAAUGUCAGAAAUGUUUUACUCAGAAAUCUGUUCUUCUGACACAUCAGAAAACUCACACAGGGGAGAAGCCAUUUUCAUGUUCAGAAUGUGGAAAAUGUUUUACCCGUCAAUCAUAUUUUUUUCUGCAUCUGAAAACUCACUCUGGUGAGAAGCCAUUCUCAUGUAUUGAAUGUGGAAAGUGUUUUAUUUUUAAAUCAAAUCUUGUUAACCAUCAGACAAUUCACACAGGAGAGAAGCCGUUUCUGUGUCCUGAAUGUGGGAAGUGUUUUCGUGUGAAAUCAAUGCUUGUAGCACAUCAAAGAAUUCACACAGGAGAGAAGACAUUUUCAUGUUCAGAAUGUGGGAAAUGUUUUAGUCACAAAUCACAACUUGUUGGACAUCAGAGAACUCACACAGGGGAGAAGCCAUAUUCAUGUUCAGAAUGUCAGAAAUGUUUUAGUAAUCAAUCUGCUCUUGUGAAACAUUUAAGAAUUCAUACGGGGGAGAAGCCAUUUUCAUGUCCUGAAUGUGGUAAAUGUUUUAGUCUCAAAUCACAUCUGGUUAAACAUCAGAGAACUCACACAGGGGAGGAGCCAUUUUCAUGUCCUGAAUGCGGUAAAUGUUUUAGUCAGAAAUCACAUCUUGUUAAACAUCAGAGAACUCACACAGGGGAGGAGCCAUUUUCAUGUCCUGAAUGUGGUAAAUGUUUUAGUUUCAAAUCACAUCUUGUUGGACAUCAGAGAACUCACACAGGGGAGAAGCCAUUUUCAUGUUCAGAAUGUGGAAAAUGUCUUGCCAAUCAAUCAAGUUUUAUUCAGCAUCAAAAAACUCACACAGGGGAGAAGCCAUUUUCAUGUCCUGAAUGUGGUAAAUGUUUUGGUCAGAAAGCAAAUCUUGUGCAACAUCUAAAAAUCCACUUAGGGGAGAAGCCAUUUUCAUGUCCUGAAUGUGGUAAAUGUUUUGGUCAGAAAGCAAAUCUUGUGAAACAUCUAAAAAUCCACUUAGGGGAGAAGCCAUUUUCAUGUUCAGAAUGUGGAAAAUGUUUUAGUCAGAAAGUUAGUCUUGUGAGACAUCUAGGAAUCCACUAUGGACAGAAGUCAUUUUCAUGUUCAGAAUGUGGUAUAUGUUUUAUUCUUGAAUCAAGUUUAACUCGGCAUCAGAGAGCUCACACAGGGGAGAAGUCUGACCUGUCUUCAAGAUAGCUCAUCAAUAUCAGAUUGGGGGGGUUUCGACACUCGAGAACCCCACCGAUCAGUUGUUUGAGGAGGCCUCCUUGCAGCUUACAAAGCACAAUGCUUUCCAUUGGAGAGCGCAUGUGCUUGGUAUUGCAGAUUAGUCUCAUUCACUUGAAUAUGAGAGGAUAUUAAGAGCGAUCAUUCCAUAUUGUUCCUGUAAUGCUAAUGAAAUGAUAAAGCCAAAUUGACGGCCAGCAAACGCGGCAUGCCAGACACACUUUGCGCAACUCAUCACACUCUGAACACCCUUGAGGGCCAGGGUACUCUUCACC
Bufo bufo (common toad) is the source of this 2342-nucleotide messenger RNA. Its product is annotated as gastrula zinc finger protein XlCGF57.1-like. NCBI's taxonomy places the organism in Eukaryota, Metazoa, Chordata, Amphibia, Anura, Bufonidae. The record is from RefSeq and is a predicted model, not a curated record. Gene Ontology annotation, biological process: regulation of transcription by RNA polymerase II. Bases 25 to 2037 code for a protein of 670 amino acids. The transcript has 4 exons. Gene Ontology annotation, molecular function: RNA polymerase II cis-regulatory region sequence-specific DNA binding; DNA-binding transcription factor activity, RNA polymerase II-specific.